AUGUAUAGAAGAUCGGCCGUAGUAUUAUGCGCCGGGAGAAAUGCAAGAUGGUUUUCUUUAAGUAUCAGUCGUGGAACAAGCGCAACUCCGCCAAUUGGAUCCAAUGAACUGAACACUAACUCAGAUCAUGCCGAUGCUAGAGUAUCAGCGAGAAAUGCAACUGACAUUGAAGGCGUGGUAAGUCAGAUAUCAACUGCUUAUCCAGGGAAGAAACUCAGGAAAAGCAGAAGAAGGAUUACAGAGUUUAAAGAUGCUCUUAACUUAGGCCCAUCUUUUGCGGACUUUGUUUCAGGGAAGGCAUCGGACAUGAUCUUGGAUCCUCUGGAAAAGGCAAGACAGAAUACAGAGGAAGCUAAGAAACUGCCCCGUUGGCUUAAGGUUCCUAUUCCUAAGGGUACUAAUUAUCAUAAAUUGAAGGGUGAUGUGAAAGAGUUAAAACUGAGCACAGUCUGUGAAGAAGCAAGAUGCCCCAAUAUUGGUGAAUGUUGGGGAGGUAAAGAUAAAUCUAAGGCAACGGCGACGAUUAUGCUGCUAGGUGACACCUGUACUCGUGGGUGUAGGUUUUGCUCUGUGAAGACCAAUAGAACGCCCAGUAAGCCAGAUCCAAUGGAGCCCGAGAAUACUGCCGAAGCGAUCAAAAGGUGGGGAUUAGGUUAUGUAGUCCUAACCACCGUUGAUAGAGAUGAUUUGAUUGAUGGUGGUGCUAAUCAUUUGGCCGAGACAGUCCGCAAGAUUAAGCAGAAGGCACCAAAGACACUUGUGGAGACUCUUUCUGGUGAUUUCAGGGGGGAUUUAAAUAUGGUAGACAUUAUGGCACAAAGUGGACUUGAUGUCUACGCACACAAUUUAGAAACAGUUGAAGCGCUAACACCGCAUGUCAGAGACAGAAGAGCUGCAUAUAAACAGUCUCUAAGCGUCUUGAAGAGAGCAAAGACUACGGUUCCGACACUGAUUACUAAAACCUCAAUAAUGCUAGGCUUGGGGGAAACUGAUGAGCAAAUUAUACGGACUUUGAGGGACCUGCGCGAUGUCAAAUGUGACGUUGUUACAUUCGGCCAAUAUAUGAGACCAACAAAGAGGCACAUGAAAGUUGUAGAAUAUGUGAAACCUGAAAAGUUCGACUACUGGAAAGAAAAAGCUUUGGAGAUGGGGUUUUUGUAUUGUGCCUCGGGACCCCUAGUAAGAUCAUCCUAUAAAGCUGGCGAAGCAUUUAUCGAAAACGUUCUAAAAAAGAGAAAUCAUGAAAUAGACGCCCAGUAA
Saccharomyces kudriavzevii IFO 1802 is the source of this 1260-nucleotide messenger RNA. RefSeq names its product lipoate synthase (gene LIP5). Lineage: Eukaryota; Fungi; Ascomycota; Saccharomycetes; Saccharomycetales; Saccharomycetaceae. Bases 1 to 1260 code for a protein of 419 amino acids. The transcript has a single exon. Gene Ontology annotation, biological process: lipoate biosynthetic process. Gene Ontology annotation, molecular function: 4 iron, 4 sulfur cluster binding; lipoate synthase activity. Gene Ontology annotation, cellular component: mitochondrion. The record is from RefSeq and is a predicted model, not a curated record.